AUGUUGGAAUUGGUGGAAGACAUAGAAAGUUCUUUUAAAACCUUGGGGCCGCCCAUGUCAGGUGAUUGUUGCAUCUACAGGGUUCCUCAUAACCUCCGCAUAGUGUUGAAUGAGGACGCCUACACUCCAUAUGCAGUUUCAAUCGGCCCUCUUCACCAUGGCAGAAAAGAAUUGGAGCCAAUGGAAAAGGUGAAGCUCAGAUAUUUGCAGGAAUUUAUAAACCAUACCCACUCCAUCUUGCAUGAUCUUGUCUGCUUCAUAAAGAACAUGGAAGACAGAAUUCGCAACUGUUACGCUGAAACAAUUCUGUUCAACAGCAACGAAUUUGUAAAAAUGAUUCUUAUUGACGCUGCUUUUAUCAUUCUCCACUUCGCUAAGUACUGUUGCGAUCAACACGAUGAAGUUCUAUUACGAAAUUCGUGUUUGACGUCUAGUAUUUGUCGGGACAUGAUGCUGCUUGAAAAUCAGAUUCCUUUCUUUGUCCUUACCGAACUGUAUAACUUAAAACGUCAAGAGUUCUUUCGUACUACUGUCUUCCCCUUUGGACAGGAUGAAGGUCUUCCUCCCUUUGAAGAGCUAGCCUGGUAUUUCUUCAAAAUCUUUUUCCGUUGGCAUUGGGGUAUCGUUAGAAAUGUUACUGAAAAUGUGAAGCAUUUCACUGAUAUGCUAAGGUUCUCUCAUCUAAAACCAGAUUUAACCCCAGGGGAAUUCAUUAUUCAUCGGGGAGGAAAAUACAAGCUUCGAUAUAACGCAUCAGAACUGUGGGAGGCUGGGGUAAAUAUUAAGGUUACCUACAGUCGGUUGGAUGGUUGA
Mangifera indica (mango) is the source of this 813-nucleotide messenger RNA. RefSeq names its product UPF0481 protein At3g47200-like. The record is from RefSeq and is a predicted model, not a curated record. The transcript has a single exon. Lineage: Eukaryota; Viridiplantae; Streptophyta; Magnoliopsida; Sapindales; Anacardiaceae. The coding region runs from base 1 to 813 and encodes 270 amino acids.